This is a messenger RNA of Dermochelys coriacea (leatherback sea turtle), 4884 nucleotides long. RefSeq lists its product as uncharacterized. The record is from RefSeq and is a predicted model, not a curated record. The transcript has 7 exons. Gene Ontology annotation, molecular function: DNA binding. Lineage: Eukaryota; Metazoa; Chordata; Testudines; Dermochelyidae. The coding region runs from base 337 to 1932 and encodes 531 amino acids.
GGAUUUUUAAGAGCAGGUUGGACAAACACCUGUCAGGGGUGGUCUAGACAAUACUUAGUCCUGCCUUGUGUGCAGAGGACUGGACUAGAUGACCUCUCGAGGUCCCUUCAACUCCUAUGAUUCUAUGAGCUUACAAGAAAGGGAGGAGGCCAGACAGAGGGCAAAGAGGGAGCAAAGUGGGCAAUCAGGGCAGGGGUAGUAAGGGAGGAGGAGAAGGGAACAGAGAGCAGUGAAGGGCCAGACUGGAACAGGAUGAGGGAGAAGCAGCAGGUUGAGUUUUCCUCCCUCUCCUCCACUAUGAUUCAUUGGGGCUGGAAGCUGUGAUGAUGAGAGCCAAUGUCUGGUGCUGUCACUGACCUGCAGGCUGUGCAGAGCCAUCUCCAGGCCAUGGAAAAAGGGAUAGGAGAUGGCAAGCAGCCAGACGAUCACCCACUGUACAGACUGCCUGAACCUGGACUGGAAGGUGCUGCUCUCUGCAGCCCUGACUUCCAGCAGCCCCAGGAACUGGAGCUCCAGGAGUCCCAAGGACAUGCCCCCCCAGAAUGUACCAGCGCCCAAUCCCAUGGAGCCCUGAGCAGCCUUGGGAGGCCCAGCCACUCUCUGCUGUGCGUGGAAGAGGAGGUCAAGAAUCGGAAAAGAUCCAGGCUCUCCAAUGGACCCCAGGCCAGUCCCAGCCUUGUCUCUCACUUCCGUCGUGCGCUGAGCGGGCCACAGCCCCAGGGCCCAUCCCCCUUUGGACACAUCCUUCAGAGCAAUAGCCUGGAUCUCCACAGCAGACGUCCCCAGGAUGGGCUGCCACACACCAGGACUCCGGACAAUCCCAGAGCCACGCAUUCUGGGGCUUCGGUGCUCUACCAGCCCACGACAGAGCCACUGGAGUCUCCAUCCCUGAAUUACGGACUCGAGGAUUGCUGUCCAUGGAGCGGCCGAGCUCCCUCAGGAGGCAGCAGCAUUAGCAGCCAAGCGAGCAAGGUGACGGGUCUAUACGCCGAGCUGGUCAAGGAGCUGGAGCUGCAGAUGGCCGAGCUGCGGAAUCUCCUCGCCUCUCGGGAAGAGGCCGCCAUAUGGCAGGAGAGGAGGAUCAAGGAGCUGGAGCUGGAGAACCAGCAGCUGAAGAGCCAGCUGCGGAACCUAGAGGAGCAGAACGACCUCCUCUCCAGCAGGAACGGGGCAGGGGCAGCAGCAGCCAGGACGGUGCUGGGGUCCGGAAACAGCUGUGUUGACAUCAACGAGAGCAACAUCCAGUUCCUGAAGGGCUUGGUGGGGCUGCUGGAGAGCAACACGGCAUUGCAGGCCAAUGGCCUCCAGCCAUUCUCCUCUCCCAAUAUGGGGGAGCAGAGGUGCACCUCAGAGGUCCCCAAAAGCCCCCCGGUCUGGAGGAUGCGAGCAGGGGUCCCAAGCAGCUUCCCACCCUGGAUGAGCACAGAGGACAGCUCGGGGAGCCCCGUCACGCUCAAUGAUGCCACAUGCUUAUGGGAGGAGAACGUACAAGAUAUGCUGCCCGAUGGCACCCCAGUGUGGGCGUCGCCCGUGGAGGAGAAUGGGAGGCCCAAGCUGGAAUUGAUCCCCAACUCGGGGGUCUACAUCACCCACAACCAGCUGGAUGACCUCUCGCAGGUUUCCACCGACAAGCCCAAGUUGAUGACCAGGCGCCUGCUGGAUUACUUCUUCUCCCGGGAGACGCUCGCCAGAUCUUCGGCCACCGGCCAGCGCAUCGCCCACAACAACACGACCAUGGAGAAACCCAUCCGUCUGCCGGUCGCUGUGGUAAAUGCUAUCAAAGUUAAGCAGCCACCCUCGCGCAGUUCCUGUGAUGUAGGGAUUACCACCCCGUUCGGCAGCAAAGAUUCAGAUUUGGAGGGUGAAGAUACCACCGUGCUAAAUGCAAGAUCAAAUUGGAUGGGUGAUGCCCAAGGUCGCAGAGCAAGUUAGUAGCACAUCAAGGAUGAGAGUGCAGUACCAGGGGCAUGGUGUCCUUGUCUGGAUCCCACAUGCUGCAUUGGGGGUGAGCGUGGGUUUUGCAUGAUGGGAUCUGGUGUGAUUCAUCUCAGUGGAUUCAUAAAAAGCCAGAACUACUCUGGUUUUUUGCUCCACUUCUUUGCCCUCCCCACCCUCCUCCAGAGUAUGUUACCAAAGUGUGCGGCAAGAGCUGCAACUUCAACGCCGUGAUCAACAGCAAGUGUGGCACCUCCCGGAGGGCGGUCAAAAAAAUGAUCAUCAAAAUGGAGUAGCCGGCAACAUCCAUCGAGACAAUGGCGAACCAGCUGCCAGCUCCGAAGACUCCUGAGGAUCCAUCGCCCCCACUCCAACGUACACUGGUGGGAGAUCUACACAGUGGUGCUGGUGGCCCAGGUCCUCUCCCACACAGCUGCAUUCGGGGGUGAGCGUGGUGGAGGUAACGCACCCCUCCCAGCAGACAUUAUGGGAGCAGCAGUGGUGCAGUUUAGUACAUGCACCACAAGGCCUGAAGCGCCUGCCAUCCUGGGGCAUUCAGUCCUAGCAUAUAGGUCUCAGUGCAUGCAUUCCUGGGGAGGGGUGACUUAUGCCUUCUAAGGAAGCAUCUGGGAUCUGCCGUGCCUGGGGGAGAAGAGAGCUGGCGGGUAUGUUCUGGCACAAUAGCUCUGACAUUCCGUUAUAACGAGUCCCUGAGGAGGGAGGGUUGAUCCCAAUUGGGGCACUGCACUUGCCCAUGGGAAAUCUCUGUCCUCUUUCAAAACUUGUCAGCUCCAUUCAGGAAUCCCGGCUCCGUGACACUGAACAUUAAUACUGCGGCCCUCUCCUCCGCCUGUGGGCAAACUCUUCUCCCCUCACAUCGGGCUGGAAGAAGGACAAUGCUGGCAGUGGAACGGGGCCCAGGCUGCAGUCACGGCACUGGACGCUGGCCAGAGCAGGGGAACUUCUGCUUUGAAACAGUUCUUACCAGACUGUUUACUGACCAGGGCCUGUAGAUAAACUCAGAGCCUUAGUCUUUGGAGUGUGGGGGGAUUUCAUCUCCCUCCCAUAGGGCAAGGUCUGCUCUCAUGCAGAGGCUCACGGUGUGGCUCAACAAGCAAUUUCUCUGCUCAUUGUAGGUGUAAGAAUUUAACUGUGGUCGAGGCAUUUUUCCCCCCUUAAAGAAAGUUCCCAUAAAUAUUCUUUCUUGUAAAUAAAAUCAUCCUUCCUCUCCCCCCAACUUCCCUAAUAAAGGCUGGAAUGCAACAGUUGUUUCUUCUGACUGCUUCCUCAUGCUAAGGGUGGAGGGGGGAGCAUGGUGGAAUUUAUAGUCUCUAGGGUUGUCACAGAGAUUAAAAGUAGUGCUAAGCUGCCUACAGUAGACACAGCCAAAACAGGCUUGGUAAUUUUAACCAGGAGUUCUUUCCAUCGUUCAGCAUCUGGGACAGGAGGGCUUCCCCCCACCCCCAAGCCAUGAUUCGGCCUGAACACCUCUCUCAGGUGACGUGAAAGAGAAUUCAAAGUGGCCAAUUUGGUGCAGUUAUUGGCCUCCUCUGGCAGGCUCAGAAUGGAGCAAUUCCCACCUUCCCAUUUCCGAGGAUGAGCUGACCCCGGAUGCUGAAGCUGGCUCCUUUAAGAGGAUCCUUCUCUUGCUUCCAGGAGAUGUUACCAGAGCACAGCAGGGGCAGCGUGUGUGUGGAGGGGGCGGGAUGGAGGUAGGGGGACACUUUCCAAUGACUCCAGUUCCUGAGCAAUUUCCCCUGCCCUCCAGGUCACUGGGCAGCUUUUGAAAAUCAUUGACUGUACUUUUUCCUGCCCAAUGCUGGUGAACGGGGCUUGAUUGAAGGCCUUCAGGUAUCCAGAGCAGGGAUAGCUACCAGGGCUUCCCCAGCAUUGCCCCUGUCCUGGAGAAGGGGGUUUAAAGGGGCGAGCCCCCUCCAUCUUAUUUUUGGUUAAGAAUGUCCCAUGUCAUCUCGACAUGGACACUCAUCUGUGGGGAACCAGCAGCUCAUUUCCCAAGGUCAGGCAGGUUAGAAGGUAAAGCUUGUGUUGCCCCAUCCAGGGAAAGACUCGCAGACGGUUCUGAGGUCCGGCCUGACUGUACCAACAGGAUCCUUUUGUGGGUGAAGCUCGGGAGGAUAGAGAGAUGCUUCAAAAGACGAAAACCAGUGGGCAGCAACUGUAAAGCUCUUUGCAACAAGGACUGUCUCUUAUUCUAACGCACAGCUCCUAGCACAAUGGGGCCCUACUACAAACAACAGUGUGGUCCAGUGGGUGGGGCACUGGCCUGGGAUUCAGGACACCUGGGUUCCAUUCCCAGCUCUCCCAUUGACCUUGAGCAGGUCACUUCCCCUCUGUGCCCCAACCUUUCUCCUCCCAGCUUUUGCCUUGACUAGGUAGACUGUCAGCUCCUUGGGGCAGAGACAAUGUAGGUGGCUCCAGUGGACGGGAUUGAAAUCUCAGCGGGUCUCUUGGUGCUACUGUGAUACAAACAACUGACCUGGUCACCCCCCAACUAACCAUCUCACCUCUCCCCAAAAACUGGUCCCUCUUACCGGGCGUCACGCUUACAAGACAAAGGAUCCUUUGCUUCCCAUGCUGGGUUUGCCUCUGGCGACUAAAUUUAUUUAGCAAGAAAAAACUCUUGGCUGACUCUUCACCAGCCAGCCAGUUACAUCGUUAAUAAAGAACAACAGAUCUGUCACUUAAUUCAUAAAACAUACCUCAAGCAGUUACAACUAAAAAAUAAAGUGGAUUUUUUUUUUAAUUUAAAAGCUCAAAAAUAACAAGCCAUAUGUUUUUGAAACAUGUAGUAAACACGGAAGCAAUAUAGUCUAUGAUACAAUAUACACUAUACACAGUAAUGGGCUGCAGGGGUGGGGGUUGGCAUUAUGGGCAAAAGAGGAUUUAAAGAUCCAAAAUUCAAAAGGAAACGCCAUGUCACUGAGAAAU